Lactuca virosa is the source of this 792-nucleotide messenger RNA. The record is from the annotation of a GenBank genome assembly. Lineage: Eukaryota; Viridiplantae; Streptophyta; Magnoliopsida; Asterales; Asteraceae.
AUGAAGAAAUCCGAGCGACCAAAUGCAUCAAUACGCGAAGAUGGAGUAGAUUUGAUGAGUAACAUGCCGGAUCAUAUUCUUCUCUUGAUUCUUUCAGGUCUUCCAUCUACGGAAGAAGUAAUUCGAACCAGCAUUUUGUCCACAAGAUGGAGAUAUUUGUGGACUUUAGUUCCCUCUGUAGAAUUACGUUACCCAGAAUUACUAGACAAAUACUAUCCAAUGAAGAAAUUCGAAGAGUUUGUUUAUUGGAUUUUAGUAAACAGUCUAGACUCUUUGAAACAAGCCAUAAUAGUUCCUCAAGGAUUACUACCUGCACCUGAAGCUCAAUUAUCAAGCAACAGAAUAUAUCAGUUGUUUCCUGGAAUUUCUCAUGUGGAAUCUUUGCAAAUUGACCUUUACUUCUUCAAUCAGUGCAUUUAUGGUGCACAUGAUCAUUCUCUACCUAAUCUAAAGACUCUGGUGCUAAUCACAACAAUUGAUGCCUUCACCAUGGAUGACCUCAACCGAAUUCUCAACUAUUAUCCCAAGCUGGAGUCUCUCAAGUUGAUUGUUAAAAAGGAAUUUGUUGGGGUGGAAUACAAGAAGUUAGAUGAAGCUACAACAAAGAGAAUCUUGAGUCCUAAUCAUUUGAAAAUGGUGGAGUUUCUUGAAUUCAAUGGAGAAAAGCCAAAACUGGUUAUAGAGAAGCCGAAACCAUUUAUGGAUGUUCAUGGAACCCAAAAUACAUUGUUGAAAAUGAUUUUCAGUUGGGGUAACAAAGCAAACUACUCUCAUUGGAAACUAUUAAAGUAA